UAUUCUAUGAUGAUUAAAAACUCAACUCCGUACAUAGCACACAUUAGCGGGUAUGUGCGUUUGGAGCAGUGUAAAGACCCAGAAAAAAAUAAGGUGCUGAAUUUACACCUGAAUCCAGAAAAGUUAAAUCCGUUUCAGAAAAAACAAGAAAGCAUUUUAUGUACCAACUGCCUAAAAGACAGAUGUAAUUACCAACCUAGUAUGGUGAGUAGUUCAUAUAGCACUAUAACGGAUAGAAGCGACACUACAUUGACAAACAAUGGUGUCAAAGUCAUUCCAUCACAAAAUUUUAAGAACCUUCGCAGCAAAUUUGAGAACACGGAGAAACAAGAUAAUAUAAAGAGGGUGAAAAACCUUGAAAAUAGAAGACAAGAAAAAUAUGUGAAGAAACUCAUCUCUUUCUACAACAGUCUACAGGAGAAAGACAAUAUUAAAAACUUGGGUGAGGGUGAUGGAUAAAAUAUUUUAUACACACACCCUCCACCC
Molecule: messenger RNA, 486 nt
Organism: Gordionus sp. m RMFG-2023
Lineage: Eukaryota; Metazoa; Nematomorpha; Gordioida; Chordodea; Parachordodidae
Exons: 4
Coding region: 7-459 (150 amino acids)
Source: RefSeq, a predicted model, not a curated record